This is a messenger RNA of Annulohypoxylon maeteangense, 1456 nucleotides long. Its product is annotated as fungal pheromone mating factor STE2 GPCR-domain-containing protein. Lineage: Eukaryota; Fungi; Ascomycota; Sordariomycetes; Xylariales; Hypoxylaceae. Gene Ontology annotation, cellular component: G protein-coupled receptor homodimeric complex; membrane. Gene Ontology annotation, biological process: G protein-coupled receptor signaling pathway. The coding region runs from base 1 to 1437 and encodes 478 amino acids. The transcript has 2 exons. Gene Ontology annotation, molecular function: pheromone binding; mating-type factor pheromone receptor activity. The record is from RefSeq and is a predicted model, not a curated record.
AUGUCUCUAACCUUCGACCCUCGAACCCAAACCUUCUACAUCCUCGGCCUCCCCAAUAGCACCAACACCACACCCCCCUUAAUCCCCAUAUCUAUGCCUGCCAUCGACGCACAACGCAUCCGUCUCGCCAACACAUCCAUAAACUAUGGCGUACAGCUCGGCCUCUGCCUCUUCUCGCUACUAACCACGCUCCUUCUCCUCCCCACCAACAAACUCCGGCGUCCCAUCCACCUGACCCAGACCUUCUGCCUCGUAAUCGCCAUAACCCGUCUCGCGCUCCUCGUCCUGUACUUCCCGGGUCCCCUAACUGAGUACUACGUCGCGUGGACGCAAGAUGCGUCCAUCCUGCGGCCGGACGAGUACAACAUAACGACGGCGUCGAGCGCCUUAAGGGUAGUUCAAGCUGCGCUCGUGGAGGCCGCGUUGGCGCUGCAAAGUCGUGUUCUGGUACAAACCUGGGGUUCGCGCUGCAGUCCUGGCUCAUCCACCACUGCGGGAAAUGGGGGAAGACGACAGAUAGGAAAAUGCUGGUGGCGGCUCCCGGUGCUUCUCUUCGCUGUUACCCUCGCCGUCGCUGCCGUUAGCAUGCGAGCCAUCUGGGUAGUCCGACACACGCAGGCGUUGAAGGGACAUGUGCUCCCGCUUCCCGUCGAUAGCGUGGGCGCCGCGGCUGUCGUGCUGGCAGCCGUGUCCGUGUUCUAUUUCUGUGGUGUGUUCUUCGCGCACUUGGCUUUGCAUCUUGUUGCUACGCGACGUAUACUCCGCGGACAAGGUGCUGGAGGGAGGAAGUUUUCGAUUACAUUGACGUUGAGAGGGGUGGGAAGAGGGAAGAAUGGCGGUUGGAGGAGGGGGUUGACGUCGUUGGAGAUAUUGGCAGUUGGGAAUGGGGUUCUCAUGUUGGCGCCUUGUCUCUUUGCGGGACUCGAUGUCGCGGCUGGCCCCCUGAAUACUCACGUGCUCCCCUUCGACGCCGGAUCUUGGGUAGGCACGAUCGUAGCAGCCGGGCUACCGCUCAUUAGCGUGGCUGCUUUUUACCGGGGCUCCGACUCGGGAAAUUCACGGAUGAGGCGGUCUCACGGAGAAGGAUGGUCUCACCGAAGAGGGAGAGAAAGUCGUCACCAUACCUCAUCUUUUUUUGCGUCUAAUGAUACUACACUUCCGUUUCCCCCUUCAUCUCAUAGUCACUUCCAGAAUUACUCCAAGACCGACGAGGAUACGACGACCGUGAAUAGCAGUAGUAGAUAUUGGCGAUCGAGAUCUCCCGCCAACGAUGAUCUUGACGACUUGGAGAUGGGAAAUGGGGGAGUAGAAUCCGAGAACCCUGAGGGAAAUGGUGCAAGUCGUGAAAAUUAUGUAAAGGAUGAAGAAAAUAAGAGGAUCCAUGCCCGAAGAGAUUACCAGGCCACUAUAGAAAGUGAGAAUUCGACAGAAGGUUAGAAUCUGACGUGUAAUAUAU